AUGUUUUUAUUUGCCCUUGUGUUUUUAAUAAUUUCUUGUAUUCUACUACAUUUAUAUACGAGACAAGUACAAACACAAAGUAAAGAUCCAGCUUAUAAAAAAUUCCAACAAACAUAUUUACUUGUUUAUCUUCUCGCCGUUGGCGGUGAUUGGCUUCAAGGUCCACAUGUUUAUGCACUGUAUGAAAGUUACGGCAUUCAAAAACAUGAGAUUGAAAUAUUGUUCAUUGCUGGAUUUGGAUCAUCGAUGAUUUUUGGAACACUCGUUGCGUCAAUGGCAGAUAAAUAUGGCCGACGGAAUACAUGUCUUAUGUAUGGCAUAUUAUAUGGCUUAUCGUGUGUUACAAAGCAUUUUUCAAACUUUUAUGUAUUGUUUACUGGACGUUUACUAGCUGGUAUGGCAACAUCGAUUCUGUUUAGUGCAUUUGAAUCAUGGUUAAUCAAUGAACAUCGAAGAAGAAAUUUUGAAUCGGAAACAUUGGGCAUGAUAUUUGCGAAUGCCUAUUUCGGAAAUUCAGUUAUUGCAAUUAUUUCUGGAAUAAUUGCUCAGUUAGCCGCAAAUACGUUUGGUUAUGUUGCUCCGUUUGACAGUGCCAUUAUCUCAUUUAUUGCCAUGUGUGUUCUUCUUGUAACAACAUGGUCAGAAAAUCAUGGGGAUGCUAAUGCACCAUUAACACAAUCUUUCAUAUCGGCAUGGCAUGCUGUCAAAUCUGAUCGAAAAAUCUUUUUACUUGGUGCUGUACAAGCUUUAUUUGAAGCAUCAAUGUAUGUUUUUGUUUUGGAGUGGACUCCCGCAUUGACACAAGCUUUAAAUAAGCCAGUCAAUUUAACUGAUAGUAAAAAUCCGCCGAUUCCACAUGGUUACGUAUUUGCUUCUUAUAUGGUUGCUAUGAUGAUGGGUUCGAAUUCAUUUAAAAUAUUGUGCAACUACACAAUGCCUGAAUCAUUUAUGAGAUAUAUUGUCAUUAUUUCGGCUUGUUGUAUUAGUGUUCCAGUUCUUAUGCCUACGGGUCAAUUGAUAAUGUUUAUUGCAUUUCUCAUAUUUGAAUUUUGUAUUGGUGUAUUUUGGCCAGCAAUGGCAACAAUGCGAAGCAAAUACGUUCCAGAAGAAGCUCGUGCAACCGUAAUGAAUUAUUUCCGUAUACCAUUGAAUCUCAUCGUUGUUGUUUUAUUAUUGAAAGAUCUAAAAUUGAUGGUUAUAUUUACAACUUGUGUAGUAUUUUUAUUUUUGGCUGCAAUCGCAAUGUUUGUUUUACACAAGCUAACAUUACGAUCAACUCAGUUGUCACCAGCAACAAGUGUAUUAGCACAUGAAAAACAUCAAGUGACAAGUGACGAUCCUAAAUUAUUGGGUUCUGAUGUUAAUGAUGAAUCACACAGCAAGCAAACAGCAGACUCAGUAGCUUAA
This is a messenger RNA of Didymodactylos carnosus, 1407 nucleotides long. The record is from the annotation of a GenBank genome assembly. Lineage: Eukaryota; Metazoa; Rotifera; Eurotatoria; Philodinida; Philodinidae.